This is a messenger RNA of Cornus florida, 2237 nucleotides long. Its product is annotated as agamous-like MADS-box protein AGL11. Gene Ontology annotation, biological process: regulation of DNA-templated transcription. Lineage: Eukaryota; Viridiplantae; Streptophyta; Magnoliopsida; Cornales; Cornaceae. Bases 476 to 832 code for a protein of 118 amino acids. The record is from RefSeq and is a predicted model, not a curated record. The transcript has 5 exons. Gene Ontology annotation, molecular function: DNA-binding transcription factor activity. Gene Ontology annotation, cellular component: nucleus.
CAACACACUUACAGAACACAAACAUACAUGUCAAAAGCCGACCACCCCUUUCUCGAUCUAGUUCACGAUUCGGAGGCAGCAACGCAGGAGGAAGCUCUACCGAGGAGAAGCCGCCAAAGAAGGAAGAAAAUAAGAAAGCAGAGCAAGGAGAUGAAAAGAAAGCCGGCCACCCCCUUUCUCUCAGACCGUCCAAGCCGUCAUUCCUCUUUCUCUCCAAGCCCAACCCUUCUACCGAAGCCACUGAGGGUUGAAUCGACGGUCAGCGUAGCGUUAGAGCAGAGAAGAUAGCGGCACAGCUGAUUGGCUUCGAGAUUGAACAAGGAUUCGCCCCUUUCUCCAAGCCCUAACCCUAGCUCCCUCUCUCAUUCGAAGCCCUAAAUUCGAAGGACACGAAUUGAGACUUCUGAGAGGACAUUAGAUGCUCCCGAUCUGGUUGAUGAUUACUACUUGAAUUUAUUAGAUUGGGGUAGCAGCAAUGUUCUUGCCAUUGCUCUUGGAAACACGGUAUAUCUAUUUACCAUUCGUCAAGAUCUUUAUCAAUGACAUCUCUAAGGGAACACCAAUGGCUUGCUUAAAUACUGUUAAAGUGUUUUAUCAGCAAGAAUUGAAGAAGCUACAACAACAAAUAGAUAUGCUUCAGAAUACCAACAGGUAUUUGACGGGCGAAGGCUGCUCUUUAAAUGCGAAGGAAUUGGAGCAGAUGGAAAACAGACUUGAACAAGGCAUUGCAAGAAUCAAGUCUAAAAAGGAAGAAAUGAUACUAGGAGAAAUUGAAAGUAGUAAGAAACGACUGAAACUCAAUUAUGGGUUUGAAAUGAUACGAAGGGUUUGAAGAAUCAAAUCCAAACCUUAUAAACAUGAAGCAGGUCGUUGGAUUAAAUCACAAACUACCAAUUUUGGGUGUUUUUUGUGUUAAAACCAUAAUUUCAAGGACUUCAUGAAAUUAGCACUAAGGCAUUGGUGAAAGCGUAAGUCAUAGUAAUUUGAAACUGAUCUUUGAGUUGAGAAUAGCUUUUGAUUGUUGUGGGAGGAGUGAUGCUUGCUAGCUGCCACUUCUAGAGAUUAUGGUUAUUGGGUGUGUAUUUGGAAAGAGGUAAUGUUGGGCAAGUUUAUGCAUUUGCCCGGUAGUGUCAUGAUACUAGAUACUGGAAAUUAUCCUUCUCUGAGUGAAGUAGUACAUUGAUUUCUAUAUGUGGAUGCAACUAAUGUAUGUGGAUGAUGAUGCUACAAUGUAUUUAUGUUUGUUAGUUCCUUGAGGAUUCAUCUUGCUGUAAGCUUCUUGGCAGAACUAACAUUUCUGAUGAACAUGCAUGCACCAAUAGAAAUUGUUUACCUAUUAAAUAAGCCUUGCUUAAGCUUUAAUACUGGGAUUAUUUCCUUGACACACUGAACUUGCUUUGCUUGAGUGUUGAGAUUGUUUACCCCAUCUAACUUUUCAAGAUUUAACUCACAUAUAAGCGUUAAUUUCACCACAAAUAUUAGCUUCUUAUUUUAACACAAAAUGUAGUGCUCCUUCAUUGAAACUCUUACUGAAUCUUAUUAACUUUUCCACAAUCUGAUCAACUGCUCUCCCAAUUUCCUUUUGGGAAACAAUGACUAUCAUCUUCUCUUGUGAUUUUGCAUGCUUUAUCAAAUAUUGUAUGAGUCCAAUUUCAGAUUCCUCUUUUGUAAUCUCAAUCUUUGUUAUCUUCAUAAAAAGUAGAAAUUCAAGAUCUUGAGAUUCCCAGUAGUCUAAUUCAGAUACUGGUGGUGUUGAUUUAUGUGUUAAUUGAAUGUAGUCUAUACAGCUCACACUCAACGUCUUCAGAUUAGGCAAACUUCCCAGAAAGAAGGCCAGUGCAGGAAUUUUAUGUUGUCUUUUACAACAACCUUGUAUAUCCAAGUUUUCCACAUUAAUCAUAUAGGGUAGACCAUCUUUUUUAAGCAGCUCCUCAAGAAUCCAAUUCUCUAGUUUCAGAGAUUUGACUCGGCUGACAAAUGGAAGAAGCUGAACUACUAAACUUUCGUAAUUUGGACUUAAUUCAAAAGUACUUGUACAUGUUAAUACUUGCUUUGGGAUUAUUUCCUUGACACACUGAACUUGCUUUGCUUGAGUUAAGACCAUGUUAAUACUUGCUUUGCUUGAGUAAAGACGAAGAGUAGAUCUUUCAAAGUACCUUUAUUAUAAUGCUUGCUUUGCUUGGUUUAAUUUUGGCAACUUUACAACUUACUUUACAUUAAUUCUCUUACUUUAACUA